Messenger RNA from Dovyalis caffra, 651 nucleotides. NCBI's taxonomy places the organism in Eukaryota, Viridiplantae, Streptophyta, Magnoliopsida, Malpighiales, Salicaceae. The record is from the annotation of a GenBank genome assembly.
AUGAGCAACAAUAAAGUCUCUAGUAAUUCUCGUAAGUCUCCUUCAAAGUCCUCCUCCUCUACAUGCUCAUCUCCUUUACCUUUCUCUCCUUCUCCAAUACCUAACCAACUAAUGACUGGAAACUCAAUUUGGGACGAUAUAAAUCUAGCUUCUCUUCAAGAUCAUCCAAACACCAGCUUCUCGAAGAAUAACGACCAUCAUGCUUUUCAUGGUAUGAUGUUUCAAGACUUCUUGGCUAGACCUUCCGAUAAAGAUACACAGACAAGGGUUGCCUCUAAGGAACCCUCCUCUGGUGGGGGCAACACUUUCUUGGAGAACUCUUUAGGGUCACCACAAGCUACUAUGCUGAGUUUGAAUUCUGGGUCUGAUCUUUUUCAAUAUCAGGAAAGCAGUACUAGUAAUGUCCCCGUGAGGCCAAAUCCGCAAAUGCAUAGCCAUGCCGGUGGUGGCACCAUAAGUUUUGAUUCUUAUCUUGAUUCUCCUUUUGAUGCCUUGGCUUCUUCUUUCUUCCCUUUCAGUAGUUGCAAAAAAAGGCCUCUAGAAAAUGGUGGUGGUACCGGCAGCGAUCGGAGGCACAAGCGCAUGAUCAAGAACAGAGAAUCUGCAGCUCGGUCCCGGGCUAGAAAGCAGGAAUCUCCCUCUCCUUUUUAA